UCUGUCCAUGUUCUUUUUACUUAAAAUCUAAUAAAAUAUUUUCAUUGCCCUAAUUGGACAAUUAAAUGAUUGGUUUGACGAUAAUAAUCACUGACCAAUAGCGUCGAGAAUAAGUGCAGGAAGUAGGCUACUAACUAUUAUGCAUAGACAGCUAUUAUGUCGCUUACGCAAACUGUUUCAAAACAGGCGCACGAGCUACAAACUACUGUAAUGUUGAGCUGAAAAUACGUCAUUCGUGAGUCAGUAGAACUAACAUAAUUUUGUGCGUAUGACGCUGUAAUUCGAAGACUUUACCGGUUGAUUGUGUCUCGGCUGAUACCAAAGAUCCUUGAUUACUAGCCGCUUGAACCCUCUCUGCUGAUACAUUUCGAUACUGUUCGCAUUUCAACUGGGCUAGCACUAUCUAGGGCCCAACGAGGGGGUUCUCUGGAAUGGCUCAGGUACCCAAAUUUCGACUCGCUGGUGGCCUUGAAAUAUGUCGUAUUUUGAAUGGUAUGUGGCAGGUUUCAGGUGCACAUGGUCCAGUUGAUCCAGAAAAAGCAGCCCAGGCAAUGGAACCUUAUGUUAAUGCUGGUCUAACAACCUUUGACAUGGCCGACAUUUAUGGCCCUGCAGAGGAAAUAUUUGGAAGAUUUUAUAGUCAGGCCAAGUCCAGGUCCAGCAGCCCACCCCCAGUGCAGGCCUUAACCAAGUGGGUCCCAAGACCUGGGCCGAUGGACCGCAAGGUGGUAGAGAAGGCAAUACAAAGGUCCUUGGAUAGAAUGCAGGUGGACACACUGGACUGUGUCCAGUUCCACUGGUGGGACUACAAUGACAAGAGAUACCUUGAGGCUCUUGGUCACUUAGCUGAUCUGCGGCAAGAGGGCAACAUACGGGAGUUAUCAUUGACGAACUUUGACACUAAGCGACUGGAGGAGAUUACAGGAAAAGGGAUUUGCAUCUCCAGCAAUCAGGUCCAGUACUCUCUAAUUGACCGCAGGCCGGCUGUCCACAUGGAGCGCUUCUGCCUUGACCAAGGCAUUCAACUGCUAACAUAUGGAACACUAGGAGGGGGGCUGCUGACGGAGAAGUAUCUUGGCCGUGCUGAGCCAAAGAGUCGGGCCGAGCUGAACACGGCGUCUCUGGGCAAAUACAAAAACGUGGUGGACAUGUGGGGCGGCUGGGGCCUCUUCCAGGAGCUGCUGGCCGUCUUGGACACUGUCGCCAAGGCGCGCGGCGGCUCCGUCGCCAACGUGGCCACGCGCUACAUCCUGGACCGCCCGGCGGUGGGCGGGGUGAUCGUGGGCUGCAGGCUGGGCGUCUCCGGGGCGGAGCACAUCGAGGACACGCUGCGCAGCUGCACGUUGGAGCUGCGGCCAGAGGACGUGAGCGCCAUCGACGGCGUGCUGCAGCGCUCCCGAGACCUCAUUCGCAUCAUCGGAGACUGCGGAGACGAGUACCGCCACUAGGAGGCCGAACGCGAGGACGCAGAGAGGAGGGGCAAGAAACUCGCAUGAACGCGCUCUGUGACUGCCGGCGUGAUGGGCUAUCAUCAACAUUACUUUACAUUUUUUAAUUUACACAACACUUUUAUCCAAAGCGACUUAGAAAAUGAGAACAAAUCAAAGAAAAAUGCAAGUUUAGCUGUGCAGGUUUAGAAGGUUUAGGAAUCAAGCUAUGCCAUUAUAGUUUUAAAUGAUGGCUGUGGUGUGUGAAAAGCUUUUAAUACUGCAAAACGCUUUUCCAUUGUGCAUGAGAAUGUGACUGUGUGUGUGACGCAAACGUGAACAGGGGGAGCAUGAUGCAACACUGGUGAAAAAUAUAUUCCGUCACUAGCCAUGAAAAUGGAUUUGAACAGUGGGAAUGAAAUAAACCACUACAGUCAUAUGAUAAUCUAUAGUAACCAUAGUGGAUGAAAAGUACAUCAGGUCAUCCUUAUGGCAGACAAGAAGUAAAAGGUGGCAGAUUGAAGGGGUCAUCAUAACUGACCCAUGUGGUCUCAUUAAUGGGGAUGACCAGCUGGUUGUAUGGCACUGCCAGGGGCACUGUUGGGUAGACUCUCCAGCUGGCUGAAUUGAUUAUGCAUGUGUAUAUGUGGGUUAGGGGGGGUUAAUACAUUUGUAGCUCUCAGUAACCAUAGUGACACUCUUCGCUCCUGCCUGACCUGAGACCAGUGAUCAGGCCCCACUGGGAGCAGAAAAAAACAUGAGCGGAUCGACAGACAUCACUCUCUGUGACUCACAUUUUGGGUUGCACUCUGUGCAUAGAAAAUGUGCUAUAUAAAUAAACUUACUACUACUAGUUCCACUACACCAAAGGAGACAUUUUGAGUGUAAGCUAAUGGUGCUCCUCAGGUAAUUUGGGUUACCUCUAUAGCCUGGCUGGCUACAAGAUUCAUCUGAAGUUUUUUGAAAGGCACCAAAUGCAAUUUCUCAUACAACAUAAUAAAACAAAACAUAACAUAUCCUGGAUGUUUGUAAGUCUUCUAAUGCUUGAAUUAUCUUAUAUGUUUGCCUUUUUAUGUCCAAGAAUCCAAUAGAACUUGCCAGGUGCAAGUAUAGUGUAUCAGAUGCACUGUAUACAAUAGAUUAACGCUAUAUCUCUUAGUAGUUCAGUGUAUGAGCAUUUUUAUUUUAUGACCAGAUAACACGUUAAGAUCAGUUUAUCUUGUUUAUCUUUAUGUGUCAAGUCUAAGCUGUCUUCCUGAACUGCUGUAGUCCCAUGGCCUAUGGGUUGUCCUCCUCUGCUGUGUCCGCAUGACUACCACUGUGUGUAGGAGUAAAAUGCUGAAAGGGGCGGUGGGAGAUAUGCUGUCUCAUGCUCACACGUGCCACGGCGCUGUCUAAUGCUUUAGCUGCUGCUGCUGAAUUAUUAACCUGCAUGAAAUAUGCACAGCAGGGCCAGGAUGAGAGUGUAUGUUCUGUUGGCAGGGACUCGUGUGGCAGAGUGCUUUAGCCUCUAAUCAAUUCAUCACAUUAAAAGUUACAUUCAGCUGGAAACGUGAAUGCUGCUCAGAGGAUUUUCAGGUGAAUUAGAUAUGUAAGAAGGUAAAAUGAAAUUAAUAAUUGUCAUAAAAAAUGUUCAAAUGUCAACGAGUGCAUGCAGGUUAAUGAUGUUGAUAGGAGUGUGCUAAUCAGAAUCUGCUUUUUUUAAAUAUUUUAAUUGCUUUAUGUUUGAUUUGAUCCUUUGAUCCUACUUUACUCAUUCUGUGAGGAGUAAAUCCAUGAUGGGGCCAAAAUGGAAUUGCUUUACUUAUGAACAUUUAGACGCCAAAAUGGAUUUGGUGAGAUUGCCACCUGAAAGCAUUUGUGUUGGUGAUACCGGGCUCUUUGAGGCUGGAGUCUCUUGGAACCACUUAAUAAAGUCAUGGUGAGA
Alosa alosa (allis shad) is the source of this 3354-nucleotide messenger RNA. RefSeq names its product protein tas-like. NCBI's taxonomy places the organism in Eukaryota, Metazoa, Chordata, Actinopteri, Clupeiformes, Clupeidae. The record is from RefSeq and is a predicted model, not a curated record.